AUGACACCAACGUCGGGAGCAGCCUCUGAUGAUGCAGUACGACGGUUUCGAAGUCCCGGCACGUUCGAUCCGGAGAAGGAGGACUGGAAGCUCUAUGAGAUUCGGUUCCAGGCAGCGCUUCAACCUUGGACCGUCACAGAGGUACCUUUCAAAGACAUUACGGCCGUGUUAUCUGAACAUUUCACGCCAAAGUGCUUCAGAGAAUUUGAGAGGUGCAAGCUCUUCUCCGCACAUCAGCAAGAGGGCGAACCCGUCAAAGACUUCGUUCAGCGCUUGUCUGCAAUAAUUUCCCGUUGCGAAUACGAAACGGAAACAGAUGUCAGAGCCUGUUCCUUACUAACUGCCUUUAUCGUGGGUCUCUGUGAUCAAUGCAUUCGCGCCCGGCUCGUCCUCGAGAAGAGUCUAACUUUGGACACAGCGAUUCGGCUGGCUGAAAGCUCUUUGGCCGCAGAGGCUGAAUCGAAGCAGUUGCAUGCGGGGACGGACGUGCACAAGGUGACAUCCAGGAAUGCCAGCAAGGAGUCUUGUUUCAGGUGUGGAAAUUCCAACCACCUCCAGGAAUCUUGCAGAUUUCGUAACGAAGAGUGUCACGCUUGUGGGAAGAUUGGCCAUAUUGCAAAGAUGUGCCGUACAUCCCAGCCACAGGCAAAACACAAGAAAGGCAAGAGGGUCCGCAAGGUGAAGCUUGUGACGGACAUGUUCCUUGCCAAUGAAGAGGACGGGAAGUUCCUUACUUGCAAGAUCAAGGACAAGCAGGUCGUUUUACAAGUGGAUACUGGUUCCCGUGCCACGCUUCUGGAUGAUCGGACGUACAAGGAAUUGGGCGAGCCAAGGCUACAUCCCUCUCCAGUCCGUCUACGCGCCUUCAACAAGAAUGAAAUUCCGCUUCGUGGGGCGGCAGACGUUCAUGUCUUCAUCGAUGGAAGAGAAGAAACCCUACCAGUUAUCUUCACCAAGAUGGAGCACACUAAUCUCCUUUUGCGAGAGUGGAUACGCAAGCUAGGCAUCAAUCUCAACUAG
Messenger RNA from Ornithodoros turicata, 1020 nucleotides. RefSeq lists its product as uncharacterized. NCBI's taxonomy places the organism in Eukaryota, Metazoa, Arthropoda, Arachnida, Ixodida, Argasidae. The record is from RefSeq and is a predicted model, not a curated record. Gene Ontology annotation, molecular function: nucleic acid binding; zinc ion binding. The coding region runs from base 1 to 1020 and encodes 339 amino acids. The transcript is spliced from 2 exons.